Messenger RNA from Puccinia graminis f. sp. tritici CRL 75-36-700-3, 1278 nucleotides. RefSeq lists its product as uncharacterized. The record is from RefSeq and is a predicted model, not a curated record. The coding region runs from base 1 to 1278 and encodes 425 amino acids. The transcript is spliced from 5 exons. NCBI's taxonomy places the organism in Eukaryota, Fungi, Basidiomycota, Pucciniomycetes, Pucciniales, Pucciniaceae.
AUGCCAUCGGUGGCUAGCAUAAUUGAAGACUCAAAAUACUCUCCAAAACCGUCGGAAGAAGCAACUAUCGAGAGACACAUUUCCAACAUCCCUCAGCUGGGAUAUCGAGGUGACGGAGUGGUUGUGGGAGAGCUUCCGAAAUCUGUGGCGAAUAAAAAUUCGAGACGAGCGGAUUUGAAGUCUCUCAGGGAAUCCUUGAACAGAAUCAGGAGAGAUCCUGAAAGAUUCUUCGAAUAUCAAGACCCAAAGGAGUUUCUCAACCCGCCCGCUUGGAAUCAGGCUCAGCCAUCAAACAAGCAUUCACAAACAUUGGAUCAAAUUCAUGAGAAAAUCGAAACAACCCAUCCCGCUUUGAGUAUGAAGAGGCUUGUCUGCGAAACGAUCUAUUUCUUCUCCAAGCACCAGCUCAUAUCGCAAUACAAGCUUGGCAUCCUACUCUCCGGCAAUCUCGCCUCACAGGCUUUCUCAAGACACAUCCUAGAAUCGUUUGCUGUUGACCAUACCAUUUCAAGGAAUUGGCUUCCUUUGAAUUUGAAAAACAUCCUCAACAAUUGGUUCCACUUCUCCUGUGGGAAUAUGUUCGAAGGUAUGCCCGAAACAUCCAAGCAGACUUUUCUAUAUUACUUCAACAGGAUAGGGUUUGAGUACUACCGGUAUUACCCUGCAGAACUAAGGAAUCAAAGGUUGAAGGGUGCAAUGAAUGAAUUGGAAGACUUGUUAUUCGACAAGAAUCCAACGAGGCCCGAAAAUCUGGUGAAUGCAAGUGGGAAUCAAAGAUCAUUUAGUCUCAAUGUCAAGAGCAGUAGCGUAGAAAAACUGGCCAGAUUGUUCAUUGACAUUCAGCAACAUCCGGAUUCACCAUCCGAACUGGCUCAUUUAUUUCAAGUCAUCGACUAUUUCAACAACAUCAAUCCCAGAGCCUUCCAAACAUUCAAGGAUACACCCGAUUUCCAAACCAAGUUUGAUUCGAUGUCUUCAAGCCGCCAGUUCCUUGCCCAACUCGAAAACCUGCAGAUCUAUUUGGAAACUGAAUUCAACCAAAGACGGUGGUUGAAUUCGAUUUUUGAUCAGUCAACCGUCAAUCCCAAAUCAAUCAGUCCUCUGGAAGAACUUCAAAUCUUGGCCAAGUAUAUCAAAAUCAUCGAAGCAAAGUAUAUCAAAAAAUUCGGAAUGGUUACGGAAUCCAGCCAACUCUACCAAUAUUGUCAACAUAAACUCUUUCAAGAAUGCUUGAGGGCAACCAAAUCCAUGAUGCUAAAACUUGUUACAUCAUCUUAA